AUGGCUUCCUCCAAACCGUUAACGGCUCAACAGCCGAUGAAAACAUUUUACAUCAUCCUCUUCGCCUUAUGCAGCGUGAUUCGCGUCCCAUUUCUGCUACUCUACUACCUCCCUCGUUCUCUCCGGCCGCGCCUCACCUGGUCCUACAGAGCCGCCGUGGGAACCGCGCUUGUCAGAAUUUACUUCACCUUUAUCACCAGCAUCCGCCUCUCCACCCCGCGUUCACUUGUCCCCGGUGCCGACGAGUCGCGCUUUGAACUCCUCCAGCCCGGCCCCACCAACGUGUAUCGUGGCGUGCUACAGCAAAACCCAGCCAUCCGCCCUACAACCCUUGGUUGUAUUUGGCUCCCGCGUCUCCCCUCCCUCUCCACACUCUCCUCCUCCUCCUCCUCAUCCACCUCCUCCUCCUGGUCCUCCAGCCGCAUGAUCCUUCACUUCCACGGCGGCGCCUACGUCUGCACCUCCCCGCGCCUGCCCGUCGCGCAGUAUGGACCCAGCAUGCUAUGCUCAUCACUCUCCGCCACCGCUGUGCUACUACCCCAGUACCGUCUCGCCUCCUCCAGCGCCGCCGCCUUCCCCGCCGCGCUCCAGGACGCCGUGACGGCGUACGCGCAUCUACUAACGGUCGGUGUCCCGCCGUCACGCAUCAUCGUCAGCGGCGACUCCGCUGGCGCGCACCUAGCACUCGCCUUGAUGCGCUACCUGGCUGAGAACAACAGCAGCGGUCUGCUGCCCCUCCCCGCUGCUGUGCUGCUGCACAGUCCAUGGCUCGAUAUGCUGCUGCCGCCCACCACAACGAGCGUCGACCAGGCGACAGGUGAUUACCUCCCCUUAUCACUGUUGGAAUGGGGCGUCACGAGCGUGGUCCCUCCCGAGGAAGAUGCGGCUGGGCCGUAUUUCUCGCCGCUACGACAUCCGUUCCGGAUUGGGGUGCCGCUGUGGGUGCAGUCCGGGACGGCGGAGCUGUUCUAUGCGGAUGCGGAGAAGUUCGUAGAGAGGAUGAGGAUUGAGGAGAAGAAGGAGGAAGGAGGAGGCAGUGAGAUAGAAUUCUAUCGAUUUCCGGAUGGGAUGCACAAUACUUUUGCGGCGGCGGGCGUCAUGGGGUUAGAGGCCGAGGCGAAAAGUGCACUGGAGGGGGCGAGGAAGUUUGUCAAAACUUGGUGUCCGUCUUGGAGGUAG
This is a messenger RNA of Endocarpon pusillum Z07020, 1179 nucleotides long. RefSeq lists its product as uncharacterized. The transcript has a single exon. The record is from RefSeq and is a predicted model, not a curated record. Gene Ontology annotation, molecular function: hydrolase activity. Lineage: Eukaryota; Fungi; Ascomycota; Eurotiomycetes; Verrucariales; Verrucariaceae. The coding region runs from base 1 to 1179 and encodes 392 amino acids.